AUGACAACUUCCACGAAAUCUACGCCAGCGAGCAAGCUCAUACGACCCAUUCCAUUCACGCCCAAACGAACGGUAUCUUCAACCGACAGCCUCAGUAGCAUCGCACGCCCCUCACGCUCGACCACCCCUAGCCUCCUUGGCUCAGCCAAGAAAUUCAAGGCAGCACUCUCGUCUGAGUCUCGUACACGGCUCAUCACACGGCCCAAGUCUGCGCUCGCUUCUGUUCCCGGAUCGCCGACCAAGUCAGAUGGCGGGAGACCAAAGACUCCCAGCACCCCGCGGAAGGAUGCAGACAGUCCUUACUUGCAUCCUCAAAUGAGCGAGAUGGAUGUUAGUAGAAUAGACCCAGAAGAGGCUCUUGUUGACUUCCAAAAGCUCGAACCUGGCGACAUUUCCGGCGAGAUUGACGAGGCAGCCUUGGUCGAGGCAAACUACGGCAAGGAGGACAAAGUUUUAGUCUCUAUCAGGAUCAGACCAACUGAGAGCACUUCAGCAUGGCAAGCGGCCGACACGAUACCCAAGACCAUCAAGUUGGACCAACAAUGUGCCAAGUCGAGCGCUACACCACCGCAAGAAUUCCGUUUUGAUGAAAUUCUCACUGGCUCAGAAAACAAGCCCGUAUACAAUGCAGUCGCUCGGAGCCAUGUCUGCGCCGCCAUGGACGGCUACAAUGCUGUCAUUUUCGCGUACGGACAAACUGCAAGUGGCAAGACCUUCACUCUCACUGGAGACGAAGAUCAGCCAGGAAUUAUACCCCGAGCAAUGAAGGACGUUUUCGGGUACAUCCGCCGCACGCCCACCCGCGAAUAUCUGCUGCGCUGCUCUUACCUCGAGAUUUAUAACGAAACCAUCCAUGAUCUUCUCGCACCACCGACCUCCAGCGUUUCACAGCCCGUGCAAAUACAGGGUACAGGUUCGAACAUUGUCCUCACACCGCUUCGUGAGGAGGUCGUUACAAGCUUGAAGAGUGUGCGAGAGGUGUUGCACAGAGGCGAAGGUAAUCGUCGGACAGCCAGUACCGACUGGAACGAAAGAAGUAGUAGAAGUCAUAGUGUAUUCCGAGUCGUCAUAGAGAGUAGGGAGAGGGGCUCAACGGACGAUUCCAAUACUCCGAGCGGAAGAACUACUCCAGGGUUCAGACCUCCGACUCCUGGCGGACCACGGUUGCAGGCUAAGGGAGACAGGAGUGUGCAGACGUCUGUUCUGAGUUUGAUAGAUCUCGCCGGUUCAGAGAAGGCUACUUCAGACAAGGAAAGAACUAGAGAAGGCAAGUACAUCAACACCAGUUUAUUGACCCUUGGUACCGUCAUCGGCACACUCGCAGAGAAUUCGGCUAAGAACAAGAACGAUCAUGUCCCCUUCCGCAACUCGAAGCUGACGCGGAUGCUUCAGCCAUCAUUAUCUGGCGAUGCACGUAUUUCUGUCAUUUGUACUAUAAACCCGACGACACAAGCAAUUGGUGAGUCAACAAGCACGCUAUUAUUUGCACAGAGAAUCAAGAAGGUUCAGUUACACGCACAGAAGAAGGAGGUCGUUGAUACCGAGGCACUCCUUGAGCGCUAUAGGAAGGAAAUCGAAGAGCUCAAGAAACGGCUUGCUGAACGCGAGGCUGAAGCUCCGGUGCGAACACGCCGACUCUCCGCGCGCGAGCAAUUGGAUGAAUCCAGGGCAAUGAACGACCUCAACGCCAGGAUUAAACAGCUCACGAAGCUGAUCCUGACGAGUCAGACAGUCGAUGAGACCAAAGGGGACGAAUCUCGUCCAGCAAGUCCUGCUAAGAUCGACUUCGACAUGUCUCCUUAUCAGUUGCAACAAGAGCUCUUGGCUGCGCGCCGAGAAAUGGAGACACAGGCUACACAGAUCCUGUCGCUGGAGGCGGCGCUCUUGGCGAGGCCGCAGCUACCUCCGGAUGCACCGGACAGCGAGAAGGACAAGCUGCUUGGAGAGCAAGCGAAGACCAUUCGCGAAUUGGAGAUUGUCGUCAAAGGGUACGAGGAUAACCUAGGAGAGCCACUACGAGCGGUGCGCGAGGAUGUCGAGAAAGAGUGGAUCGAGAAGCUCGAGAGGGAAGUCAGACGACGGGAGGAGAAGGAUGCAUGGGCAGACGAGCUCGUGAAGCAGCUAGAGAAGGAGAAGAAGACGCGGAUGAAAUUGGAAGAGGAGCGGCAAGCAUUGGCCGCUUUCGUGCGGAAAUUUGAUGCGUUGGGUGGACUGCCUCUCCCAAGCACGAAGCUAAAUCCGCCAAUGCCCACCCCUGGAGGCGCAGCUGCCUUGUUCGCUCAGCGGCAGAAGAGUCGCAUGCACUCCUUGGAGCUCGAGACACCGAUGUCGACGGUCGCAGAGACGGACUCGCCACUGCGAUUCAGUGCAGUGCAGCCCAGUCUGCUGGAGGAGCAGUGGGACCUGGUGGAGGAUCUGAGUUUUGAUAACGACAGACCCAUCGCUCUCCCCUCCUCCAAGAGCUCCAGCGCGAUGAAAAGCUCGAGAAGCCAUAUCUUUGAGGAGAAGGAGAAUGUACUGCCUGCAUAA
This is a messenger RNA of Sparassis crispa, 2529 nucleotides long. Its product is annotated as Kinesin-like protein. The transcript has 10 exons. Gene Ontology annotation, molecular function: microtubule motor activity; microtubule binding; ATP binding. Bases 1 to 2529 code for a protein of 842 amino acids. NCBI's taxonomy places the organism in Eukaryota, Fungi, Basidiomycota, Agaricomycetes, Polyporales, Sparassidaceae. Gene Ontology annotation, biological process: microtubule-based movement. The record is from RefSeq and is a predicted model, not a curated record.